AUGAAAUCAUUCACUUUUUUAGCCAAUGCGCUUUCUCUUGCCUGGCUGGUUGACAUCACAACCGCACAAGCCAACCAGAAUGCAUUGCUCCGAGGCCCUGUCUUUCCUGCGCCUUCGCACCCGGACACGUCAAAAGCCGUCCAAGCAGCGCGAAAGGCAUUUCCCAAGGUCCUCGAUGAGGCCCUCAGCACGGGGCUGCUGGACAACUCCACGACAUCAUUCUCUAUCAACGUGUUCUCGACCUCCGAUAACAAGACCUUGCUCUCACAUCACUUCGAAGCACCAGGCCUCAACGGGUCUUUACCUUCAGGGAGCUUGGACGAUGAUACUAUUUACCGUAUCGGCAGUCUCUCCAAGCUCUUCACGGUGUACACACUUCUCGCCAAGAAUGGUUUUGCAGAUUUCCACCAACCUAUUACGAAGUAUAUUCCCGAGCUUGCAGCUGCGGAUACGAAUAGCUCAUUGAACGAUGUACAAUGGAGCGAUAUCACCGUUGAAGCCCUAGCAAGUCAGAUGGCUGGAAUUACGCGAGACUACGGAAUAGAAGACCUCGCCAACCUCCAAACGCUCAAUGCAACUGCUACCGGCCUCCCCACCGAGUCGAAUGCUCCAGUGUGUGGUUUCGGUCCUGGAUUCUUAAAACCUUGUGAUAGAAAAGAAUAUAUUGCCGGCCUCCUCUCCCAAACACCUCUUACUUCAACCUACAAUACGCCAAUCUACUCAAACGCGGGCUUCGUCCUCCUCAGCCUCGUCAUUGAAAGUAUCACUAAUCAGUCCUUCUCUGCCGCCUUCCACACCGCGAUUCUCCAGCCCCUUAACAUGAGCCGCACUUCCGUCAUCGCACCCAACGACACUAACAUAAUCAUCCCUGGCGGCCUGGAACAAAGUGACUUCCUCCCGGACUUGGGUGUCGAAGACCCAGCUGGCUCCUUCUUCUCCACACCCUCCGAUCUUAUAACCCUUGGCCGCUCAAUCCUACAAUCUGCCAUCCUCCCCUCAGCCCUAACCCGCCGCUGGAUACAACCACACGCCACUACCUCACACGCUCUCCACCUCGUGGGCGCCCCCUGGGAAAUCUUCCGCCAAUCUAUUCCCAUCUCCUCUACGACAAACACAACAAGGCUCGUCGACCUCUACACGAAAAGCGGAGACAUACCUAACUACGCCUCCGCCCUCGCCCUCGACACCGACCACAACAUCGGCUUCAGCAUCCUCGCCGCCGGGAGCCAGACCACAAACAACCGUGGCGUGCUCGCCUCGCUCAUUGCCAACACCUGGGUCCCCGCCCUUGAAGCCGCCGCGAGGGAAGAAGCAAACGCGACAUACAUCGGCACCUACACCGAUACGAAGACGAACACAACGCUCGAAAUCACGACCGAUGCCGACCGCCCCGGCCUCAACGUCGCCACCUUCAUCGCGAACGGCGUCAACUUCAAAGACUCGAUCCUCGCGUUCAACGACGUCACGCCUGAGCAGGCUGCGGCUGCGGGCGUGGAGGUCAGUAUCCGGCUCUACCCCUCCGGCUUGUCAGAAGGCGAGCUCGUCGGCUUUCGCGCAGUAGUAGAGAUACUGCCGUAUAGCCCUGCGUCGUUACUAGCGCCGUUUGAUACGUGGGGUGAUGCGUGGCUUACGGUUGAUGGGACGACGUAUGGGGCUGUGGGGAUUGAUGAUUUUGUGUUCAAGCUGGGAGGUGCGGGGAAGACGGGUACGAGGGAGGCCGUGGAGGUGCUGCCGAGGGUGUUGAGGGAAGGGGCGGGAAGGGUGGUUAAGGGUGCGUAGUUUCGAUCCGUGAGAGAGAGCGGUGCUGAUAUGGAUUAGGAAAUACGAGUCGGAUGAUUAAGAAGGGGUUGGAUCGGGGGUAUUAGGAGGCUUGAUCUCUAUUUCGUUCGUUUCUGAGGUGUGGAAACAAGAGUACGGCCCCGGGAGAUGUCUUGGGAUGUUGCAUGGUAUACGAUUGAGGUACAUAAGUCUCAAUCUACAUUAGAUUGGUUGGCACUCCAUUGCGUAUAAUCGGACUAAAUUAUCGCGGAAAGAUCAUAGAUGUCUCUUUAGACAAGUGUACAUUAGUGGUAAAAAACGAAACCUUGGAUCCGGUCUUCGUAGAGCACAUUACGGGUCUAUUUUUGGGUAGUAAAAAGUGACUACAACAGUCUACUUCCUCCCAGUACACAUCACAACUAUCAGAU
This is a messenger RNA of Mytilinidion resinicola, 2186 nucleotides long. RefSeq names its product beta-lactamase/transpeptidase-like protein. The record is from RefSeq and is a predicted model, not a curated record. Lineage: Eukaryota; Fungi; Ascomycota; Dothideomycetes; Mytilinidiales; Mytilinidiaceae. The transcript has 3 exons. The coding region runs from base 1 to 1779 and encodes 592 amino acids.